GUCGCGAAUCUAACGUGAAAUAAUGAAUUUUGUUGUUCUGGAAUAUGGGUGAAUAAGUGCAAUAUUUUAUAAUAGAUUCAUGUGAAAAGUGUUGUGUUUUGUAUUUUCUGUGCAAAAAGAGUGUCAAAAUGGCCUCGGAUAAGAUUAAAGUUGCUGUGCGAGUUCGUCCUUUUAACAGGCGAGAACUGGAGCUCGGUACGGUAUGCGUGGUGGAUAUGGAUUCGCAGCAGACCAUUCUGCAAUUACCGCAGUCGACUCACGACAAAGAAAGAAAACAGCCAAAGACGUUUGCCUUCGAUCACUGUUUCUACUCGCUUGACCCGACCCUCAACAACUUUGCAUCACAGAAGACAGUGUUCGAGUGUCUCGGACGAGAUAUCUUGGACAAUGCCUUCGACGGAUACAAUGCCUGUAUCUUCGCUUACGGACAGACUGGUUCAGGGAAAUCGUACACAAUGAUGGGUGCGCCGGGAGGCGACGAAGGCGGCAUUAUUCCGAGACUAUGCGAUGCUUUGUUCGAGAGGAUAGCUGUACAGCAAUCGCCGCCUGCGCUUACGUAUAAGGUUGAAGUAUCGUACAUGGAGAUUUACAAUGAGCGAGUACACGACCUCCUCGACCCUGAAACUACGAGGCGAUCACUCAGAGUCCGAGAGCAUGCUGUACUUGGACCCUAUGUGGAUGGCCUCUCACAGCUAGCUGUAUCGUCUUAUCAGGACAUCGACAAUUUAAUGACCGAAGGCAACAAAUCCCGAACGGUUGCCGCAACGAACAUGAACAGUGAAUCCUCACGAUCGCACGCCGUAUUCAGCGUUGUGCUGACGCAGACCCUUUGCGACACAGCGACUGGUGUGACAGGGGAGAAAGUUGCACGACUGUCCCUCGUCGACUUGGCAGGUUCCGAGAGGGCUGUCAAGACUGGCGCAGUUGGGGAUAGGUUAAAGGAAGGCUCUAAUAUAAAUAAGUCACUAACAACGCUCGGCCUAGUAAUAUCAAAAUUAGCGGAUCAGUCGUCUGGUAAAAAUAAUAAGGACAAAUUCGUUCCAUACAGAGAUUCAGUCUUAACUUGGCUAUUAAAGGACAACCUUGGUGGAAACAGUAAGACUGUUAUGGUAGCUACAAUAUCGCCUGCAGCGGACAACUACGAAGAAACAUUGUCUACGCUACGCUACGCGGACAGAGCUAAACGUAUCGUUAACCAUGCGGUCGUUAAUGAGGAUCCCAACGCGAGAAUUAUACGUGAGCUACGACAGGAAGUCGAAGCACUCAAGGAAAUGCUCAAAUAUGCUACGGGUUCACCAGUUGGAGAGGAUGUUCACGAGAAAUUGGCCCAAAGUGAACAUCUCAUGAAAGAAAUGUCAAGAACUUGGGAGGAGAAACUAGUUGAAACUGGUCGCGUACAAAGCGAGCGUCAACAUGCUUUAGAAAAAAUGGGUAUAAGCGUACAGGCGAGUGGGAUCAAAGUGGAGAAGAACAAGUUCUAUCUGGUUAAUCUUAACGCGGACCCUUCGCUCAAUGAAUUGCUUGUGUAUUAUCUUAAAGAGCGAACUUUAGUAGGCGCAGAUAGAUCGGCUGAUAUCCAGCUGUCAGGGCUUGGCAUACAGCCACAGCAUUGCCUUUUGGUCGUUGAAAAUGGGGCUCUAAACAUGGAACCAGUUAGUUCGGCCAGGUGUUUCGUGAAUGGUACACCUGUUGUGUCCAGAGUGAAGUUGGGACACGCUGAUAGGAUACUGUGGGGAAAUCAUCAUUUCUUUAGAGUGAAUUGUCCUAAGGAUAAUAAUGAAAUGACGACGUCAUCAGAACCCCAAACUCCUGCGCAGCCGAUCGAUUACAAUUUCGCGCGUGAUGAGAUAAUGCUGAAUGAACUUAGCAACGAUCCUAUACAAACUGCUAUCUCACGACUAGAGAGACAACACGAGGAGGAUAAACAAGUUGCACUCGAAAAACAAAGACAAGAGUACGAAAGACAGUUCCAGCAGCUACGGAAUAUACUUUCUCCUUCCACACCUUAUCCGCCGUAUUCGUAUGAUCCACUGAAAUUAGGCAAAAUGACCGCAUGUACACCGACAACAGCCGCAAGAGUCGAGCGCUGGGCCGCUGAAAGAGACGACACGUUCAAACGGUCUAUAGGGCGGCUUAAAGCCGAUAUAUUGAGGGCCAAUGCGUUGGUGCAAGAAGCCAAUUUCCUCGCUGAAGAGAUGAGAAGGAACACCAGGUUUAGUGUCACAUUGCAAAUACCGCCGCAGAACUUGAGUCCUAAUAGAAAGCGUGGUGCUUUCGUAUCGGAACCAGCUAUUAUGGUGAAGCGUCCGUCCCGAGGAGCACAAGUGUGGUCCAUGGAAAAGCUCGAGAACAAAUUGGUUGACAUGCGUGAUAUGUAUGACGAAUGGCGGCAUAGACAACAUACAGAGGAUGAUAUUGCUGACGCAGCUCAAAUAGACGUGGAUACACCAACGGACCAAGAGGAAAAGGCAUUGGAUCCAUUCUACGAGUCGCAGGAGAAUCAUAAUUUAAUUGGUGUGGCGAAUGUUUUCUUGGAGGCUCUAUUCCAUGACGUCACUCUCGACUAUCACACGCCUAUUAUAAGUCAACAGGGAGAAGUGGCUGGUAGAUUACAGGUUGAAAUAAGUCGAGUGUCCGGCCAUUUCCCUCAAGACCGUAUUUGCGAGGCAGCUUCCGACAGCUCCGGUGAUAUGAGAGAUGACGAUGAACCAAUCGAUCCACAGACACAACAAGUAACAAUCCGCGUGGUAAUAAAGCAAGCGAGUGGCCUACCACCAUCACUAUCUAACUUCGUAUUCUGCCAAUAUUCCGUAUGGGGUAAUGGGGAGCCCGUAGUCGUUCCCCCACAAGUCUCCGCUGAUACCCCCCCAGCGCCUUUGGCUACAGUAUCACCGAGACACCAAUUGCUCACAUUCCGCUUUGAUCAUCGGCAAGACUUCAUAAUACCACUCACGGAAGAGUUUAUUGAGCAUUGUGCGGAGGGCGCCCUAUCCAUCGAAGUAUGGGGCCACCGUUCGGCCGGUUUUAGCCGAACGGUCGGUAACUGGGAAGUGGAAGCUCAACAAUUGGCAAAAGCUCGCUCAUUAGCAGAUCGAUGGGCGGAGCUUACUCGGAAAAUCGAACUUUGGGUCGAAAUACAUGAAUUGAACGAUCAGGGGGAGUAUGCGCCUGUCGAGGUGGCGCUACGCCCGGAUAUUCUGACCGGGGGCGUAUACCAGUUGCGUCAAGGGCAGCAACGACGACUCGCCGUGCGCGUACGACCUGCAGCUAAUUCUGGAACUUUGCCCAUCAUUUGCCAACAUAUUGUCAGUGUUGAAGUUGGAUCAGUAACUGUUAGAUCACGUCUACAGAAACCAUUGGACUCAUACCAAGAAGAGGAUUUGGCUAUCCUCAGAGAGAGAUGGAGUGAAGCUCUCGCAAGACGAAGACAACAUUUGCACGCACAAUUACAGAAACUAGUGAACAUGUCUCCCUCACUAAAAAGCGAGCGAGAUAUGGAAAGGGAGCAAUCGUUAGUCGAACAAUGGGUGUCCCUAACAGAAGAACGGAAUGCUGUGUUAGUACCUAGCCCCGGAAGUCCUAUUCCAGGAGCACCAGCUGCUUGGAACCCACCGUCUGGAAUGGAGCAGCACAUACCUGUACUGUUUCUGGAUUUAAAUGCGGACGAUCUAACAACACACGGUUCUGGCGAGGAGGUAUCUAUGGCGGGUUUACACUCCAUCCUACCGAAAGAGCAUGGAAACAGAUUCUACGAGUUGCAACUUGUCCACCACCACCAUAAAGAUGUGUCUGCUGUGGCCGCAUGGGAUUCCUCUAUUCACGACUCGCAGUAUCUCAACAGGAUUACUGAACCAAAUGAAAGAGUAUAUCUCAUACUCAAAACGACAGUGCGGUUGUCGCACCCCGCGCCUAUGGAGCUUAUUCUGCGCAAGCGACUCGCGCUCAACAUCUACAAACGGCAAAGUUUUACCGAUCGGAUACGGAAAAAAAUCGUCAGGUAUUCGAUAGUGGAUCAACUAACGCAAACUGGUGUUACAUACGAAGUCGUAUCAAACAUUCCGAAGGCGUCAGAAGAGUUGGAAGAAAGAGAAAGCUUGGCCCAAAUCGUUGCUACGGGAGAGGAAGCCAGUGCAGCUGAUGGAGAGACUUAUAUUGAGAAAUACACACGAGGCGUAAGCGCAGUUGAGAGUAUUCUAACUCUGGAUCGUCUUCGGCAAAGUGUCGCUGUUAAGGAAUUGGAACAAGCACGCGGCCAACCAGUCACUAUGCGCAAAACGGCUUCGGUACCGAAUUUCUCACAGGGUGCUUUCUCACGACGCGACGCGUUACAAACGAUUUGCAACGCGACUCGGUAUGUCGUUGAUUUCGUAUCGUCACUGCAAGGGCAGGACGAGUACGAUCAAGAUUCGGGGCGUUGCGUGAUUAUGCGUUUGGACUCUUCAUUCGAAUCUUUGACCGGCUUAUCCGCGGGCCGCUCAGGCAGCGUGGCCGACUUAGCUGACGAAAUACCACGACGCAGUAUGCACAGACAUUCGUACGCUGCGCCAGCUCAUAACGAUCCGGACAUCGUCACGCCCACAAAACCGUUCGGACUGGCUCGGCCAACGUUCCUUAAUUUGAAUUUGAACCUGAACUCCCUACGACUGCAGACGCCGAAUAAGUCGUCUCCAGCGAGUGGAAAAUUGGGUUUGCGCAUGACAACCCUGCAUGAGGAGCCAGGUAGACGAAAUGACGAGGAUUCGCAUUCAGAGCCAGAAUCGGCUCCUUCAGAUGAAUUGACUACGCCGCGGUCACAACGUACGCGUCCUCGAGCAACUCCCCGCGGUUUCUUACCGACUUCAAAGACUUUGGAUUCACUUCACGAGCUUGCGUGCGAAAGAAUUCCCAGCAAAAAUUCACCUUCAAUUUCUUCAAGUGGAUAUGGUUCUCAAGCAGUAUCGUCCACAAACCUCACAAACGACGACACACUCUCCAUACGCAGUAUGUCUGUUGAUGACACACCAGAUUUCGACAAAGUCAUGGAUUACACGCACUUGAACCGGACUAAAAACUCAAUGGCCGGCCUCAGACAUGAGAUAAGUGAACUGAGAAGUGACAUCACAGACCUGAAGAAUGAAAUUGUCGAAUCGAAAAAUGAGUUGGAAGAUGUUGCAUUCGAGAAGGCGAAAACUCCGGUCUUAACUCCCGGAUCGAGGAACAGGAUUAAUCCGUUCUUAAGGGAUUGUGAGGAAGCGAUGGAUAAAGGACAGAUUUUGGACCCGCUUGGAGCGAUUCCUGUGGAAUCGUUGUCUAGUCAUAACAAACAAGAACCGCAAGUCAAUGGGGAAGCGCACGAGACGUCGUUCGGUGAAGCAGAAAUAGAAUCAGUUAGCUCAGAACAGUCAAGUCACGACACACGGAGUCGUGAGACGUCAUCUGUCGGAGAAAGUGAUUCGCCUGGACCAGAUCCUGUAGUCAAUACAUCUCUUCCUGCGGGAAAGGUCGUACGUCGUCGUGCUGGUACGGCCCGUAAUGCUGCGCGUGCGUCGUAUCCGUCUGGACGUACGAAGUCGCAUGAGCACGCUUCGCCACCGCUUAAGGAAACUUCCGCGUCCACGGAGCGGAUUUUACAGGACGAAUCAGAAAGCGAUCGUUCGCACGCAGUACCUGAGUGGAUGUGUGUGGGCGAGAGUGUGCAAUUACGUCUCAGCAGUAGCACUGGAGUAGUUGCGUACGUCGGACCAACCCACUUUGCAACUGGCACUUGGGUGGGAGUAGAAUUAGACGCGCCUACUGGAAAAAACGAUGGCUCUGUAGGAGGGACACGGUAUUUCGAAUGCCGACCUCGACACGGAAUAUUCGUGAGAGGCGAAAAGCUUAUACAGGACCGGCGCGGUCGCAGUGCUAGGGCGUUCCGUGAUAAUGAGCUAAAACGUGCUACUAGCAAAGGUGAAGGCCUACAGAACUUACACAGAUCCCGGAGUCGCGGUGACAGCAUAAAUGCUGUUGGCACUAAAACUAGAAGCAAAUAAGCUCAACAAUCUAUACGUACGAGCGUAUACGCGUACGUACGCGCGUAUAUACGUAUACGCAAACAGCAGCAACCGGACCGAAUUUUUUACGUCCACACGAGUCCAAUUCAUUUUAUGUUGCAGUCUUGUAACGCUAUGGUGCUUAUGUGUAUAUUUUGUUCAAUUGGCAGUUAUUUUGUUCUAAUUAACUGUUUUUUUUUCUGUUUUAGUCCCGGUUUUUAUAUAUUUAAUGGAUAUUAUCAUGUUCCAUUAGGAAAUCAUUACUCCAUAUUAUUGUUUGGUACAAUAAUAUUUGAAUGAAAUGUAUUUCCGUGUCGACUUAGCGAAUUAUUUUAUUUCGACGAUAUUUGUAAAUAUAAUUGACAUCAUUUGAUUUCAAUGUAAAUAUGUGAAUGUGUGUUGUUAAUUUAAUGACCAAUGAAUCAGGAUUGUUUGUAUAGAAUUUUUUACUGUAUAGUUUUUAUCAUUAUUUAUGUAUUAGCUCAUGCUUUUUUGAAGCUCAUCAAUUUGUAAAAAAAAAAAAAUUUGAAACUUUAUCGUUUGACAAAGUUCCUGAGAGCAUUUUAAUAAUAUUUUGACAUUUACCUAUCGGUGGACGGGACUUAAAUAUACAAUGAUUAUAUAUUUUGCAUUUAAAUUUAUUCUCGAAUUGCUCAGUCUUUGGACACGAUUGCCUAUUGUGAUAGUUUCUUGCCAGUUUAGAAAGUUUUAUUCAAAUUCUCCCUAUUAUUUGGUAAAUACGAAAUCGUCCAAUAUCACAUCUACGUCCUUACAAAGACUUGUACUUAGUACAUUAUCCAGCCAUGGACUCACCGAAAUCUUUUCUCGGGUGCAAAUGACAGCGAUUAUUUACGCAAUAUUCUUAUAUUAAACGCUGACAAUGUAUUUUGCGUGUUCACGCUUAUUCUAUUGUUUCGUCGUCGCUCGUCACUUGCGCCACAUAUAUUAGGGUUGUGUAGUUAAAAUUUUGAGAUUGUAAAUUUAAUAUUUAUAGACGAUUCAACGUGCUGUAUAUUACACCCAUGAAAAAAACUUAGUCCUGUGUCAUUUUCCAUCCAGAAACAAUAAAGUAUAUUGAUUUUCCCAUUGUGUGGUAGCUAAUUGGGGUAGCUUAGGUGAAAUCUGAAUGCUAGUAGGUAAGUGUAUCCACAUGUAUUAGGGUAUAUUCACAUCGAUUUGCUUCACCCGCCGAAGCAAUAGAUAUAGUUCACCUUUAUUGUAUAUUCCAUCCUUUUAGACGUAAUUGUUAAGUACACUUUGAGUACACAAUUAGAUUAAACGCCUCGUUAUUUACUAGUGUUUUUAAAAUCUCACUUUCAACAGUCCGUGACUUGCCACCACGUAAAGUAAAAAUAAUAAUAAUAAUAACGUUCGCCUACUAAUGCACCAAGCAAGUUUCCGGCGUGUAAGUUGGCAAGAUGCGUUUUAGCUGGUUUCUAUAUUGUAACUGCUACGAAUAGCUAGAGUGACUGCUGGAUUAUUUUCUAUACAACUUUUUAUGGAAAAUAGCUCUACAAAUUAAAUCUUGCCGAAUUACGUGCCGUUAUGACAAGCUCGACUGAUGUCUUAUUUCAUUCGAUCGCUUAUUAGACGUAUCGUACUUAACAUUCCAUUUGGACAUUUAUCACCUAUUAUAAGUUAGAUUUUUAUAGUGUGAAUGAUUUUUGCAUUUUUACCGAUCAGGCCUCAACUAGGACAGCUCAAUGUGUAGUCUUUAAAAUAUAGUAGGAUGUGUCUUUGAAAUUCUCGAUGUGCUUCUGUCCAAUAGUUUGGUAGGGCAAUGAGGGAGAAAAUCUGUCUUUAAGUAUUGGUUUUAAUCAAAAUUAAAGACGGAUUUAAGGCAAUAAAGUUAGUUGAGAUUAAGAUGAAAUCAUUUGGAGUACGCACUAGGGCUCCUAGAUAUAGGCUAAUAGUGACCUUGACGUCUAAUUUAUUUUAAUUAGAACUAAGCUGACAACGUGCUGUGCUUGUUUUAAAAUGUAGUUAUUAUUUGUUUUAUAGUGUAAUUUGUAUUUAUUGCAGUCAAUUAAUUGCAUAUGAGCUUAUAAAUUCGUUGUAUUAUGUUGGUGACAUUUUUUUGUGUAGCAAUGAUGUAUUGUGUUGCCAGUUUUAAAAUUGUGUAAAAAUAGAUCACAAUUAUUGAUUUUUUUAAUGUGAUAAGCUAAUCUAUGAUUAGGCAGCUACUUGGUAGCAGGAUAGAUGGUUGCAUAAUAUUCAUUAUUGUAAACAUAUAAAGAGAUUUUUAAUAUUUAAAUACAGAUAGUUCACUUCUAGAGGAAAUAUUUUUGCCAAGUAGCAACUUUGAGUCAACCAUCGCUGUCAUUAUCAAUAAAUGUAUAAAAUUCUGA
Pieris brassicae (large cabbage white) is the source of this 8359-nucleotide messenger RNA. RefSeq names its product kinesin-like protein KIF13B (gene Khc-73). The record is from RefSeq and is a predicted model, not a curated record. Gene Ontology annotation, cellular component: microtubule; kinesin complex. The transcript has 38 exons. Gene Ontology annotation, biological process: microtubule-based movement; cytoskeleton-dependent intracellular transport. Lineage: Eukaryota; Metazoa; Arthropoda; Insecta; Lepidoptera; Pieridae. Bases 129 to 6011 code for a protein of 1960 amino acids. Gene Ontology annotation, molecular function: ATP binding; microtubule motor activity; microtubule binding.